CUUUCCCCCGGUCUGUAUCGUCACGCUGCCUAAUUAUUUAAGUCUAGUCAAAUAUAGUACAAGUGAUAUCAGACAGAAGUGUCAUCUCAGUGGAAUGGGCGGUUUCAAAGGCCUGGACCGAGACAACAAAGUAUUCGCACUGAGCGGAGUCUCUGCAGUGACACCUGUCCGCGCAACACCUGGCAGACGGGGCGCACCGUGUGCGCAUGCUCCGUCAGGUCCGACGUCGCAUCUCUUAAAGCACUCGGACCGCGCACCUCCUCGCAGUGGAGAUCGGGUCUUUGCAGGGUUCAGAGCAGCAGCAGCAGCAGCAUCCACCCGCCGGCUCUCCUCUCCACACAGCUGGACUAUUUCUCCGCGCUUCGUCCGCUCUCGGGUCAGAGAUGCCUCGCUCCUUCAUGGUGAAGAGCAAGAAGGCGCACAGUUACCACCAGCCCCGGAGUUUGGAGGAUAACCACAGUAGGCUGGACACACUACUGGCGCAUAUUUGCUCAGACGCGGAUCAGCUCAAAGAGGACUCCGACGUGUCGGUGGACCCGUACGGCCUCUCUCCGGACUCCCACCUGGCCGACGCCGAGGAUUUCUCCCCGAAGUCGCCGCUGAGCUGCGCAGACAGCCUGUGCGGUCGCUCCUCGCUCUACGAGGACUUUUGGAGGCCUCCGUCCCCCUCUGCAUCCCCGGUGGAUUCUGAGAAAUCUCUCUCCCCGCUGGUGGACGAGACGCAGCCCUUCGCCAUUCCCUUCCGGCCGUAUGCCUGGAGCAGCUACCCGGGGCCGGGGCUGAGGCCCCUGGUGCAGCCGAGCCUCCACACGGGCAUGGAGGUGGAAAGGGGCCCGGCGGCGUUGUCCUUCUACGGGGACCGGAGCACCCACUCGGCCCUGUACGCAGACCGGGCCCUGGGCGAGGAGACGUACAGGGACUACAGGAGGCACGCUGCGGCUCUGCUGUUCCCCGAGGGGGGUCUGCACGGAAAGGGCCACGCGGCGAAGGCCCAGUCGGACCUGCUGUGCUCCAGUCUGAUCCUCAAUGGCGCGUUCAAGUGUAUCAAGUGCAGUAAGGUGUUUUCUACUCCGCACGGGUUGGAGGUGCACGUGCGCAGAUCGCACAGCGGCACCAGGCCGUUUGCGUGCGAAAUCUGCGGCAAAACCUUCGGACACGGAGUCAGUCUGGAACAACACAAAGCCGUGCACUCUCAGGAAAGGAGUUUCGACUGCAAGAUCUGCGGUAAAAGCUUCAAGAGGUCUUCCACUCUGUCGACGCACCUGCUCAUCCACUCCGACACGAGGCCGUACCCCUGUCAGUACUGCGGGAAGAGGUUCCACCAGAAGUCCGACAUGAAGAAACACACGUUCAUCCACACAGGUGAGAAGCCACACAAAUGUCAGGUGUGCGGGAAGGCGUUCAGCCAGAGCUCCAACCUCAUCACGCACAGCAGGAAGCACACCGGAUACAAGCCUUUCGGCUGCGACCUCUGCGGGAAAGGUUUCCAGAGGAAAGUGGACCUGCGGAGGCACAAAGAGACGCAGCACCGGCUGAAGUGAAGCAUGACGUCAUGUAAUCGGACUUCAGGGAGGACAUCUGACAGAGACGAUUUUGUUCUUCUUCUUUCUUGGAUCAAGACUCACUUUGAUCCACUUUGUCAACAAAAAAAAACGACUGAAAGACUGCGUUGGAUAUAUGUAUAUACAUACUUUAAAUAUAUAUACACAAUGAUCUCGUCCGAUAUGCAGAUUAUUUAUUUAUUUUAAUAAAGAAAACUCACGAAUAAGACUUUUGCAGAAUUUUGCAGACACUAAUUAUUCUACCAUCCUACAUGCUGAUUGUUCUAAAAGUCCAGAACACCAGAUAUAAGCUGUGAAUUGUGCUGAAGCACAAUCAAAUAAAAGUCUCGUGUUUGUGGACUGAUGUGAAUCAGCGUGGGGGGGCUUUGAGCCGCGACCAGCUGUGUGUCCCACAACGAGAACCGGAUCGACGGUUUGAAGCCUACAGAUAGAAAUCUGCGCUUCUUCAAAGAAUCGAGGCGAUUUGUUUUCAUUUGUGUGCGGAUCCGUGCUGGCAAAACAGACUUUGUGAUUUAAUAAACAGCAGCGUCACCGCCUUG
Messenger RNA from Cyclopterus lumpus (lumpfish), 2101 nucleotides. It is a transcript of the gene gfi1ab, whose product is annotated as growth factor independent 1A transcription repressor b. The transcript has 7 exons. Bases 384 to 1541 code for a protein of 385 amino acids. Gene Ontology annotation, cellular component: nucleus. The record is from RefSeq and is a predicted model, not a curated record. NCBI's taxonomy places the organism in Eukaryota, Metazoa, Chordata, Actinopteri, Perciformes, Cyclopteridae.